AUGACCGGAAUUGUCAAGGGCAUCUGGGCACGCCGCGCGAUGCCCAUCACUGGACAGGGCGAUCCCAAGCAACGAUUGUUGGGCGAACUCGAGCAAAUAGGGCUGCUCAAUUCUCGCCGCCCGUUCGUCGACAUCCCUCGCCUUUCUCUCUCCGUCGACCACAUCGCAUCGUCCUCGCCAUUCCCAUCGCCCGGGUCGCCGUUUGUACCCCCGCCACGUCUCAGCGCGCACGAGUUUGCCCUACGCACACCGCUCCAGAUGCGCAACAACGUUCACAAAAAGCGGCCGUCGGGGAGUGAGCAGCCAUCCACGUCCACCUUGUCGCCGACAUCGGCGGUGGGAUCAAGACAGGUCGACGACGAUGUAACACCGACAACGUCAUCGAUGAAGACGGCUUUCGACCGUACGGGACCCUCGCCGCCGACAACACCCACCACGCUGAGCGAGGCAGGUCCCAAUCCGCUCACGCCACCGGCCACACCCAAGAUCACCAUCCCAGAGCCCAUAGCGAGCCCAGUUGCAGACUCGCUCCCCGAUGCUAUGCGUCCCGCUGCACUGACUCUCUCCCAGCGCAAUUCCCUCACCUCGUCUCGCCCAGCGCCCCCAAGCCCCGCGCUCUCCCGCCGUACCUCUGCUGCACUCUCACGCCGCUCGUCCACUCGCUCUCGGCGCGCAUCCAAGCUCCCCGGCGAGCCGUCCUCGUCCGUCCCGCCCACGCCCACACCCGCGCCCGCACCGGAGAAGGAGAAGAAGCGCAAGUCCUUCCUCGUCAAGAUCCGCGACUUUGCCUUCCCGCGAGGAGACGACCGCCACGUCGGCAAGGGCGUCGACGUCCCGCGCGCGAAUCGGGUGCGUCGCAGCACCGCGAGCACUUCGUCGACCUCAAGUGCGUCCGGCAUCCCCGAGGACGAGCCCGAACCCGGCUCCGGCUGGGGCAGCUUCCGGUGGAACACCCUCAGCGCACACCUCUGGCCGCACGACACCGCGCGCGAUUCUGUUGCGAGCUCGGGCACGGGCGGGCCGUCGCGCACCGACUUUGAGCGUAAUUUCGACGUGUCGUCGCCCUCGGAGGAGGUCCCCGACCCGUACGAGGAAGAGGAGUACGACGAGGAGUACGUCCAGCCGGGAGAGGAUGGCCCGCUCGUUCCGGGCCUCUAUCGCGCCAUGUUUGCGUUCGAGCCGGAGGGCACCGCCGAGAUGGCGCUGGUGGAGGAGCAGGUCGUCAGGAUCAUCAGCAGGGGCGGCGGCGUGGGUUGGGCGGUCGUGGAGAAGGAGGACGGCGGGCACGCGCUUGUCCCAGAGAGCUAUUUGGAGCUCGUGCAGGCUGAUGAGGACGAAGCCGAGGACUGA
Molecule: messenger RNA, 1350 nt
Organism: Rhodofomes roseus
Lineage: Eukaryota; Fungi; Basidiomycota; Agaricomycetes; Polyporales; Fomitopsidaceae
Exons: 2
Coding region: 1-1350 (449 amino acids)
Molecular function (GO): protein binding
Source: RefSeq, a predicted model, not a curated record